AUGGGAAGGCUUAUCAAAAACCACUGGGCCCGCUUGAUAAUCCUCACGGCCGCGGCAUAUCAAGUAGGCAGUGCCAUCGAAGGCUUCAUCUGGCCGAAAGUGUUCUGGGAUUUCAUGACGAAGAAUCUCAACGGCGCAGUAAAACCGAUCCCGGUGUUACAAAUUCUCAACCUGCUUUUGGGACUGCUUGGUCUCGCAUGGGAAUGGCCACUGAAAUACUUUGCCGGGACGUUACCACAUCGCAGUAUUGAAUUUCGUCUUAUCCUAUAUCCUCUUAGCGCUCUACUUUCUAUGCUCCUAUACCAGGGAACUGAUCCCGCCAUAUAUUACCUUGUCGGAAUAGGUGUAUACUUCUGGGCUUAUUCCGAAGGCGAGGUUGUCUGCGCGGUGCCUUGGACCUUACCUAAACGAAAUUCCCUCAAACUCCCACAAUCCCCUGGAAGCGGAAUGUCGCCUCCAGCUUCCAACGAGGAUUUCCACAUCGAAACAGCCCUCGCCACAGAUGAUACUGAAGACGUGCCCGUUAACAAGAAGACCAGCUUCAACGGCAGACUAAACCAAUACUUCCACAUGUCCAAGAAUAUCCCUUCAAGACAAGAUACAUUAUCCAAAAGGAAGUCUGAAUCAGAGUCCAACGACCAAGCAUCCAGCAACGACAAUGACUCAAACUCCAAGCGAAGAAAGAAAGCCGUCUCUGCCGCCGUCCUCAACCUCCCCAAACGGAUAACCCGUUCUCGCUCCGCAUCAUCAUCAUCACCGGCUUCCCUCGCCUCGCCGUCCCCGUCGCCCGCCACGGAGCCAAGUACACCGGGUCGUUCUCGCGCUCGCCGUCAGCCCUCUUCUCGCGUCAACCCGGGUAUCAUGACCGGUGCCACGGGGCACGUCUACGCCCACCCAUCGAACCUAUAUUGGAAGCUCCUGCAUUGGUCUGGGAUCACGACGAUUCGCCACCCUCCCUCUGAUACCUACCGGCUACCGGAACUAUAUAACAUCGGAAACACCAACAUUGUAGAGCGUCCGACCCGCGACGCCAGCAUGCUCAGCAAGGCGGAGAUGGACGCCGGCGUGCCGGUGCUAGAAGAGAAAGUAGCCAAGCAACGGCCAGAGGCCGUUUGUCUUGUUGGAAAGAGUAUCUGGGAGGCCGUAUGGCGGGUACGUAAGGGUCGAGCGAUCCGGAAGGAAGAAUUCCGCUACGGAUGGCAAGACGAGUCGGAGAACAUGGGUCGGGGUGAGGGGUGGAAUGGGGCGCCGGUGUUUGUUGCUACCACUACUAGUGGACUGGCAGCCGGGAUGAGCAUGGCUGAGAAACAGGCCGUAUGGAACGAAUUGGGGAAAUGGGUGAAGAGUCGACGAGAAGCCAAGAAUACCCGUCCAAUGUAA
Aspergillus nomiae NRRL 13137 is the source of this 1380-nucleotide messenger RNA. RefSeq names its product mismatch-specific DNA-glycosylase. The transcript is spliced from 5 exons. NCBI's taxonomy places the organism in Eukaryota, Fungi, Ascomycota, Eurotiomycetes, Eurotiales, Aspergillaceae. Gene Ontology annotation, biological process: base-excision repair, AP site formation. Gene Ontology annotation, molecular function: mismatch base pair DNA N-glycosylase activity. The coding region runs from base 1 to 1380 and encodes 459 amino acids. The record is from RefSeq and is a predicted model, not a curated record.